AACAUGAUCAUAUAUCUUUUGCAGGGUGGAACAAUUAUUGGCAGUGCCCGUUGUAAAGCCUUUCGUACUCGGGAAGGCCGCCUAAAAGCUGCUGGUAACUUGGUUCGGCUGGGCAUCACCAACCUGUGUGUGAUCGGUGGGGACGGAAGCCUCACGGGGGCCAACAUCUUCCGAGAGGAGUGGAACGGACUUCUUGAGGAGCUGGCCCAGAAUGGUGAGAUUGACAAAGAGGCCGUGCAGAAGUACGCUCACCUCAACGUGGUGGGCAUGGUGGGCUCCAUUGACAAUGACUUCUGUGGCACAGACAUGACCAUCGGGACUGACUCAGCUUUGCACAGAAUUAUUGAAGUCGUUGAUGCCAUCAUGACCACUGCACAGAGCCACCAGAGGACCUUCGUCUUGGAGGUGAUGGGGAGACACUGUGGGUACUUGGCCUUGGUGAGCGCCUUGGCCUGUGGUGCUGACUGGGUGUUCCUUCCGGAGUCUCCACCAGAAGAAGGUUGGGAGGAAAGUAUGUGCAACAGACUCUCAGAGAACCGUGCCCGAAAAAAAAGGCUGAAUAUUAUCAUUGUAGCUGAGGGAGCAAUUGACACCCAAAAUAGACCUAUUACUUCGGAGAAGAUCAAGGAGUUUGUAGUGUCACAGCUGGGAUAUGACACCCGAGUGACCAUUCUUGGACACGUGCAAAGAGGAGGGACGCCUUCCGCAUUUGACAGGAUUUUGGCCAGUCGCAUGGGGGUGGAGGCAGUCAUCGCCCUGCUGGAAGCCACUCCCGAGACCCCUGCCUGCGUUGUGUCACUGAGUGGAAACCAUGCUGUGCGCCUGCCCCUGGUGGAAUGUGUGCAGAUGACCCAGGAUGUACAAAAGGCAAUGGAUGAAAGAAGAUUUAAAGAUGCCGUGCAACUCCGAGGGAGGAACUUUGAGGGCAACCUGAAAAUCUAUAAGCGACUUGCCAUCAAGCUGCCUGAUGAUCAGAUCCCCAAGAGCAAUUGCAACGUGGCUAUCAUCAAUGUAGGGGCGCCCGCUGCAGGGAUGAAUGCAGCUGUGCGCUCAGCUGUGAGAGUGGGGAUCGCAGAUGGCCACAAGGUGUUUGCAGUCUAUGACGGCUUUGAUGGCUUCGCCAAAGGCCAGAUCAAAGAAAUUGGCUGGGGAGAUGUUGGAGGUUGGACUGGCCAAGGAGGGUCCCUUCUCGGGACAAAACGUAUCCUGCCUGGAAAGUACUUAGAGAAGAUUGCUGCACAGAUGCAUGCCCACAGCAUCAAUGCCCUCUUGGUCAUUGGCGGAUUCGAGGCCUACCUGGGACUCCUAGAGCUGGCAGCUGCCCGGGAGAAACACGAGGAGUUCUGUGUCCCUAUGGUUAUGGUUCCUGCUACUGUCUCCAACAACGUGCCAGGCUCCGAUUUCAGCAUCGGGGCAGAUACAGCCCUGAACACUAUCACAGAUACGUGUGACCGAAUCAAACAGUCGGCCAGCGGGACUAAGCGUCGUGUGUUCAUCAUCGAGACCAUGGGAGGCUACUGUGGCUACCUGGCCAAUAUGGGGGGACUCGCGGCUGGAGCCGAUGCUGCCUACAUUUACGAGGAGCCGUUUGAUAUCAGAGACCUGCAGUCCAACGUGGAGCACCUGACAGAGAAAAUGAAAACCACCAUCCAGAGGGGCCUUGUCCUCAGAAAUGAAAGCUGCAGUGAAAAUUAUACCACUGACUUCAUUUACCAGCUGUACUCCGAAGAAGGCAAAGGAGUGUUUGACUGCAGGAAAAAUGUGCUGGGUCACAUGCAGCAGGGUGGAGCGCCUUCUCCAUUUGAUAGAAACUUUGGAACCAAAAUCUCUGCCAGAGCGAUGGAGUGGAUCACCAUGAAACUAAAGGAGUCCCAGGGCAAAGGUAUGAGGUCACAGGAGGGGAGGAUGGCACAGCUGAGUUGUGAGCUGCCACCUGAAGGAAGUACUGUAAUAUGAAAUAGGGUGUUGUCUCCUUCUUUUCUUAAAUCAUUGAGCUGCCAGUGAUAAGACUGUUUUAC
Molecule: messenger RNA, 2018 nt
Organism: Castor canadensis (American beaver)
Lineage: Eukaryota; Metazoa; Chordata; Mammalia; Rodentia; Castoridae
Gene: Pfkp
Product: phosphofructokinase, platelet
Biological process (GO): canonical glycolysis; fructose 6-phosphate metabolic process; fructose 1,6-bisphosphate metabolic process
Cellular component (GO): cytoplasm; membrane; 6-phosphofructokinase complex
Molecular function (GO): identical protein binding; AMP binding; monosaccharide binding
Source: RefSeq, a predicted model, not a curated record